UAUUAUUUGUUUCAAGGAAUUGAUAUUCCAUAAAAUUAUUUGCUAAAAAUGUAAAUUGAACAUCAGAAUAGCGAAGACACAAGAAAAAUAAAUAUGAAAAGAAAAAUUAAAAAUUUUCACUAAAUAAUUUCUUUUAUCAAAUUCAAUCAAUUUUACCACAUCUCCAAAAUCCCCAGUAAUUAGCAGCACGCUAAUCGUCUAGGCCCCGGCCUUUUAUACUAUUUAUCUAUUCUUUCCGUUUCUUUCCUUUGUCUUUCCUUUCCUUGCCUUCUCCAGUUCACAUUGACACUUUCUCCCUCACUUUUCCGUUGUCUUCCACCACCACCGCCUUCCCAAAUUCCGAGCAAAAAAAAAUAAAAAAUCAUGGGCGUUGAUUAUUACAAUAUUCUGAAAGUGAACCGCCACGCCACCGACGAGGAUCUCAAAAAGGCUUACAAAAGGCUUGCCAUGAUUUGGCACCCUGACAAGAACCCUUCUUUCAAACGACCCGAAGCCGAAGCCAAAUUCAAGCUCAUUUCCGAAGCUUACGAUGUUUUGUCCGACCCCCCAAAACGACAGAUCUACGAUCUUUACGGCGAGGAGGCUCUUAAAUCAGGACAAUUACCGCCGUCUUCUUCUCCAAAUCAAUCUUACGCUUCCACGUCCUCGUCGUAUCCGCGCGGUGGGAGCCAUUACUAUAAUAGUAAUCAGAGGCAGCACCCCAAUAAGGCGUCGUUUCGGUUUAAUCCGAGGAACGCGGAUGAUAUAUAUGAGGAGCUGUUUGGGGGGGAAGCGAAUGUUGGAGGAGGGGGUGGAAGGGGAAAUAGAGGGUUUAGAGAAGGGUAUUUUAGUAAUAAUAAUGGUUACGGGAGUGGUAGCAGUAGUAGUAAUGGAGAAAUGAGGAAAGCUGCUUCUGUGGAAAACGUGUUGCCUUGUAGCUUAGAAGAUCUUUAUAAAGGUGCCAAGAAGAAAAUGAAGAUUUCCAGGAAUGUUUUGGACCCUUCCGGUAAGUUUAGGACUCUGGAGGAGAUAUUGACUAUUGAAAUAAAACCUGGUUGGAAGAGGGGCACAAAGAUCACAUUCCUUGAGAAGGGUAAUGAGGAGCCUGGCAUAAUUCCUGCUGAUAUUAUUUUUGUGAUAGAGGAGAAGCCACAUUCUCUUUAUAAGAGGGAUGGUAAUGAUUUGGUCGUCAAUCAGGAGAUUACACUUCUGGAGGCCCUCACUGGUAAGACUCUUGACCUGAUUACCCUGGAUGGGAGAAACCUCAUGAUCCCACUGACUGAUAUCAUUAAGCCCGGUGCCGAGAUUGUGGUUCCAAAUGAAGGAAUGCCUCUCUCAAAAGAACCUGGUAGGAAUGGUAAUUUGAGGAUCAAGUUAGAUGUCAGGUACCCAUCAAGGCUAACCACAGAACAGAAAUCUGAGCUAGGGAGAGUUUUAGGCAGUGUUUCAUAAUGCUUUGAAUGGUAGUAGGUCUAGAACUUAUUGUUGCAUGUAAAUAUUAUGUAUACGGUUGUAGAAUGCUAAGCCUUGGAAGUUUUUGGAUUUUGCCAUUUGGUUUGGAGGAGCAGAGUGUGGCCCAUAUUGGCUUAGCCAUUGCAAUCAACCAUUUGGAAAUCUAACGGGAAUAGGUUUCAUUCUAACUGGAAGGAGUUGGGUUUCCCCCUUUUUUGGGCAAAACAGGUAAUUAGACCUGGGCUUCUAUAAUUAUUUUCCCCCUUUUAUGUGUGGGUUUUCACUCACAAACUAAAUGCCAUAUGUAGAAAUGUUAAAUACCUUUUUCUUGAACUGUGGCAAAGCAAUUUGCCUUUAAGAAACAAUAAAUUUGGUGUAAUUUUUGUC
Messenger RNA from Durio zibethinus, 1818 nucleotides. RefSeq lists its product as uncharacterized. Gene Ontology annotation, cellular component: cytosol. The record is from RefSeq and is a predicted model, not a curated record. Gene Ontology annotation, molecular function: protein-folding chaperone binding. Lineage: Eukaryota; Viridiplantae; Streptophyta; Magnoliopsida; Malvales; Malvaceae.